AUGCCGCCUAAGCUUUCCAAAAGUGAGAAGCAGGAGCUGAUCCUAACUCACCUACGCGCCACUGGCACCUGUCAUACGCUGAAAGAUCUGGAAAAGGCGCUCCCCACCGUGGCCUCCAUCAACAGCAUCCAGGUCAAAGAAUACAUCCAGGCACUCACCAAUGAAAACAAACUACGAGUCGAAAAGAUCGGCAGUGGGAAUUGGUACUGGAGUUUCGGAAGUGAUGAAAAGCAGGAUUGCGAGCGCCAGUUGGCCCGGGUGAAGACGGACGUGGAGAAAGCUUGGAAAUCCUGCACUGAUGCUGAGGCGGGCCUGGCCGCUGAAACCGCACAGCGUCAACAGGAGGCCGACGACACCGGCUGCGAUGCAGAGCGAGAGAUCCUGCAAAGCCAGAGAGCCGACCUACAAGACGAGAUUCGUCGGCUCCAGGCUGCAGAGAUUUCUGCAACCGACUCGGUCAGCAACAAGGGCGUGCAGCAGCUCCAGACGGAGCUAGCGGGGUUUCGGCAGCGGGCGCUUCAGUGGACCGAUAAUGUUUACGUGCUGGAGGAGUAUCUGCGCAGAUUGGCUAGCGGGGACCGGGAGGUUGUCGAGGCAAUUCUGCGCGAGUGCUACGGGGUCGAUUACGUGGACGGCGAAGGCCUACAAGAGUUAUGA
Penicillium daleae is the source of this 657-nucleotide messenger RNA. RefSeq names its product putative GAJ protein. Gene Ontology annotation, biological process: reciprocal meiotic recombination. The record is from RefSeq and is a predicted model, not a curated record. Bases 1 to 657 code for a protein of 218 amino acids. The transcript has 2 exons. Gene Ontology annotation, molecular function: double-stranded DNA binding. Lineage: Eukaryota; Fungi; Ascomycota; Eurotiomycetes; Eurotiales; Aspergillaceae.